Molecule: messenger RNA, 741 nt
Organism: Lactuca saligna
Lineage: Eukaryota; Viridiplantae; Streptophyta; Magnoliopsida; Asterales; Asteraceae
Source: the annotation of a GenBank genome assembly
AUGUAUAUAAUAUGGAUACAAACAUCAAUUCGAACUCCAGAAAUCCCUGUAGAGUUAUCUGAUAAGGACACAAAUUUCAACACAGAUGAAGGGGUGCAAAAAAACGAAUCCUCUAUCACUUAUACCUUUGAAGCUUCAACCAUCAUCUCAUCUAUAAUUGAAAAUUCUACGGUUGCAACUUCCACAACUUUACCUCAAAUUUCAUCACCCUUAACAACUUCAGUUCCAGUUUCGACCAUCUCGCCAACAUAUUCUACUAUCAUGCAUGAACCGAUUACCACUCUCUUCUCUUCUCAAUCCACUGAGGCUGAGAUAAUGAUUCAUGAAGAAGAACCUAAUGAUGAUGAGAUCAUGGACUUGGUUGAGGGCAUUGAACAUAAACAAUUCGAAAGGUUAGCCCUUCAUUCCAAGAGCUUUGACUAUGAAAUUCAUAAGUUUCGUAACGGUACAAAGGAACGUCAUGAACUCUUUGUUGAACAAGUGACAAAAGUGAAGGAAUUUGUGGAUCUCAAUGUUGUUGAAUUCAAAUCUGAGUUGUCAAAAGAAGUUCAGAAAAUGGAGCAAAACUAUACUUUGUUGCAUAGCAAAGUCGAUGUCAUUGUGACUGCUAUCACUAAGUUAGUUGAGUUCAACACCGAGUAUUCGAACAAGCUUGAAGCGAAGUCAAAAAAAGGAUUCUCAGGUGUUUCAAAAGAUGGAAGAAUUUUUAUCCAAUAUCAAGGAGUCUAUUUCGAAAUUUGA